Molecule: messenger RNA, 2229 nt
Organism: Teleopsis dalmanni
Lineage: Eukaryota; Metazoa; Arthropoda; Insecta; Diptera; Diopsidae
Product: F-box only protein 9
Exons: 3
Coding region: 727-2163 (478 amino acids)
Biological process (GO): SCF-dependent proteasomal ubiquitin-dependent protein catabolic process
Cellular component (GO): SCF ubiquitin ligase complex
Molecular function (GO): protein binding
Source: RefSeq, a predicted model, not a curated record
AAUUAUUUUGUGAGAUACUUAGUAAAGUAGUGAAUUUUGAAAAUUUAAAUGCAAAAUGGAUCUGCAAGUGGACACAUCAGCUGGCUUCAAUUUGCCGCAUUGACAUUUGCCACCGAAUGACACUUGCCAAGGGAAUCUUGUUUUUUUAUAUAGUAAAUAUGGAAAAAAGUCUAGGAAUUUAGUGCAAACAUAUGUUAUGAAGACUUAAAGGGCAUUCGCAAGAAAAAGUGCGCAGUUGUGCAAAAGUGAAAAAUUUGCUUUAAAUUUUGUGGCUAUGAAAAGAAUUUAGUAAAGAAAUUUUAACGAACUUCAUAAAAAAAAACUUUUAAUUUUACUUUAAAUUGUUAAAAAUAUAAUUAAAAAUUUAUAACAGUGUUUUGUUGGUGCCACAUAAAUUAUUAUUGAAUUUCAAUCAAUAUUGACUUUAUAAUUUGUUGAGGAGACUGCCAACGUCAUCCUAUGAUGAGCAAAAGUUUGGUUCUAUUUAAAGUAUUGCCAAUUGUUAACAUAUCCGCAAUAACUGCACCAAUAAAAAUUGUUAAACUACGUUUACUUGUGUCCUUCGUAUUACAACAAUUUUACUUUCGUCCUUUCAUCAUACGGUACAGUGACCGUGAACUAGGCGAACGUUGCCGUUAAAGUGUUCUACUUACUCAACGGGAGCUUGUUAAAGAAGAAGCCAUCAACAGAUAUUGUACAGAUUAACUGUACAAACUCCAGUGUGUCAUGUCAGAUAAUUCAUCAAACGAAAAUGAAGAUGAACAAUCUUCAUCUUCACCAACAACAUCGGAUGUUAUAAAUUCACCUCUAACAGCGAACAAUUUUCGUACAGCGCUUGAUGAGUUUCGCACCAAUUGGCAGAAGGAGUUGAAGCAAUUUAGUGAAACAGAGGCUUCGGUGCAGUUUGAGGAUACACUACAAUCGAAUGAAAUAAUUGAAUGCCUGAGUCCAUUGACAAAUGUCAAAGACAUACCCGAAAAUGAACAGCAUAAUUUGGCAGAAAGCUUGUUUCAUAAAGCGGUUGAAUUGGAGCAGCGUGGUAAAGUAUAUGAUGCAAUACCAUUUUACCGUAAAGCCGUACAGAUUGUACCAGACAUUGAAUUCAAAUUCUAUGAACGUCAAAAGCUUAAAUCUGGUAAUGUUGAAGUAACAACAAAGACGCAGAAUGUGAUAGAAAAUACUGAAGUAGAUCAUGAUUCUGAUGGUGAAGACGUUAUUGCAGAUUUGUAUGAGAAAUUUCAAAUGGAUUUGGCACGGGAUUGUGGUGGUAAAUUGCUACUCAGCAGUCGUGAUUUAAAUGUUAUUACCACUGAAAUGCAUAUAUCAGAUUUGCCACCAGAAAUACUUUUGUAUAUCUUACGUUGGGUGAUAUCCUUACAAUUGGAUAUGCGUUCGUUAGAGAAUUGCGCCGCAGUAUGUAAAGGACUUUAUUUAUGUGCGCGUGAUGAAGAAUUGUGGCGAUUGGCAUGUGUAAAAGUUUGGGGAGUAAAUGUAGGUACCUUAAAUAAUCCUACAUUGGAAAUUGAUGACACCAUUGAAGAUAUCAUACAAUUGCCUCAAUAUUCCUCUUGGCGUCAAAUGUUUAUUGAACGAGAACGUUUACUCUUCAAUGGCUGUUAUAUAAGUAAGACGAAAUAUUUACGUAUGGGCGAGAAUAGUUUUCAAGAUCAAUUCUAUCGUCCUGUGCAACUUGUUGAAUAUUUUCGUUAUUUACGUUUCUUACCGGAUGGCACUGUAUUAAUGUUAACCACUGCCGAUGAACCGGUACAAGGUGUUACACGUUUGAGAAACAUAAAUCAAUUGAGGCCUGAUGUUUUACGUGGCCAUUAUCAUCUUUAUGGUAGCACAGUUACCAUAAUGUUAAAACGACAACAGUCUCAUCAACGUAUCAUAACAACUGGUCAUCAGUAUGCACGACAUAGACGUGGCAGUUCAGCAUGUAAUGAAGAUUACAAUUCCACUAAAUAUUGUAUGAAGUUUCGUAUUGUAAGCACACCAAAACGUAAAUUUUCACAGAUUGCAUGGCUGCAUUACUCUGUGAUACUAAUUCGCAAUAAGGUGGAAACUACAUCGGAAUUUGAUUUAACUCCCUCUAAAUUUCCUCCAUUGUGGUUUUCACCUGUACGCAGCUAUCAUUUGGAUUCGGAUGCCCCAUUGUCUUAAGUAAAAAAAAAACAAAAAUAAAAUUUAAUGAAAUAUGUAUUCAUUUAUAUACACAUAAAGAACUAU